This is a messenger RNA of Protopolystoma xenopodis, 261 nucleotides long. NCBI's taxonomy places the organism in Eukaryota, Metazoa, Platyhelminthes, Monogenea, Polystomatidea, Polystomatidae. The record is from the annotation of a GenBank genome assembly.
AUGACUGGAACUACCUUCAAACCAUGCUUUUUCGGUGUCGGAAGAGGAGCUAAGAUGGGCAUAUACGCCAUUACAGGCCUCGGUACUGACCUACGACUGCCACCGAGGCCGGCCGGCCACAGAAGCCUCGGCCAGCCAAGGUCACGAACGAAUGAGCCUUUUGAUUUGGAUUCCGCCGACAAGCAGCAACCGUAUCUUAAGAAUGACUUGAACAGCUUGAGUGACGGAGUCUCCGGCUUCAGGACGCCCUCAACCGCCUAA